AUGCACCAAGCGCUUUUCCACACAUUCUUGCAUCAUGACACAGAUGGCUUUGGAAUGUGGAUGCAGGUGCUGUUGGGGUACAAGCUGUGGGCAUUUGUCAAGCAUUGCAACCUGGACGGGUGCAAGAUGUUUCAAGAGUACAGAGACACCGCCAUUGACUAUUCCAACCAGACACGUGUGCCCCAUGGGUACUAUGGCAUGGAGUCCAACCAUUUUGUCAUCACUGCAGGACCGGGCGACCUCAUCAUCCAACCUACUGGGGUAUUCCAUGAGGUGUACACCCCCGUGCCCUCUAUCACCCUUGGCAGCCAUUUCUACAGGCAGUACACUGCCGCUCCUGCGUUGGAUCCGGAUGUGCUGAUGGCUAUCGAAGAUGCGGCUGCCAAACGAAAAUCGGGCAAAGAGUACUCGGUGACUACCGCACGCGCGAAAUCGCUGGCCAACAAUAUUGUCCAAGGGCUGGGCCUGCCCCAGCACGCGAGGCGAGGGAAAAAGGCAAAGGCGCAGGAUGAGGAGGACUAUUUGUUUGAUGAUGGGCAGUGGAGCGACCCUGGUGACGUUGUCGACCUUGGCCCCAUCCUUUGGCCAUAG
Messenger RNA from Cyclocybe aegerita, 591 nucleotides. NCBI's taxonomy places the organism in Eukaryota, Fungi, Basidiomycota, Agaricomycetes, Agaricales, Hemipholiotaceae. The record is from the annotation of a GenBank genome assembly.